Molecule: messenger RNA, 1170 nt
Organism: Tripterygium wilfordii
Lineage: Eukaryota; Viridiplantae; Streptophyta; Magnoliopsida; Celastrales; Celastraceae
Product: xyloglucan endotransglucosylase/hydrolase protein 31-like
Exons: 4
Coding region: 16-933 (305 amino acids)
Biological process (GO): cell wall biogenesis; xyloglucan metabolic process
Cellular component (GO): apoplast; cell wall
Molecular function (GO): hydrolase activity, hydrolyzing O-glycosyl compounds; xyloglucan:xyloglucosyl transferase activity
Source: RefSeq, a predicted model, not a curated record
GUGAAGUGUGAAGCCAUGGCCAUAAUUCAGACAUACAGUCUCAUGAAAUUCAUGGCUUCCCUUCUCAUAAUUGUUUUUGUUUUUUUUCUUAAGGCCCCUUCAAUUGGUGCACAGGGUCCACCUUCACCUGGGUACAGCCCCAGCUCCAGAGUUAGUACCGUGGGGUUUGAUCAAGGAUUCAGAAACUUAUGGGGUCUUCAGCAUCAGAGACUAGACCAAACCCAACUCACAAUUUGGCUUGACAGCAGUUCAGGGAGUGGGUUCAAGUCACUUCAGCUGUAUCGUUCUGGGUAUUUUGGUGCUGCAAUGAAGCUUCAACCUGGUUAUACUGCAGGAGUAAUUACAUCUCUCUACCUUUCGAACAACGAAGAACAUCCAGGAAAUCACGAUGAAAUCGACAUAGAGUUUCUAGGCACAACUCCUGAUAAGCCUUACACUUUGCAGACAAAUGUGUACAUCAGAGGAAGUGGCGAUGCUAAUAUAAUUGGUAGAGAAAUGAAGUUCCAUCUAUGGUUCGAUCCAACACAAGAUUUUCAUAACUAUGCUAUGAUAUGGAACCCCAAUGAAAUCAUAUUUUUUGUGGAUGAUGUGCCAAUCAGGAGGUAUCCAAGAAAAAGUGAUGAUACAUUCCCCAUAAGACCAUUGUGGGUGUAUGGAUCAAUUUGGGAUGCAUCAUCGUGGGCCACAGAGGAAGGAAAAUACAAAGCCGAUUAUACAUACCAACCUUUCAUUGGUAAGUACAAGAAUUUCAAACUAGGUGGUUGCACUGCCGAUGGUUCUGCCUCAUGCCGUCCUCCCUCUGCCUCACCGUCCGGCUUGGUAGGCCUAAGCCAAGAACAACGCUCGGCCAUGGAAUGGGUGCAGAGGAACUACUUGGUGUAUAAUUAUUGCUCGGAUCCUAAGAGAGACCAUGCUCAGACACCAGAGUGUUAAGAUUGUCUUUAAUUUUGCAAGUACGUGUGUAUGUGUGAAAUGCGAUAGAAGUUGAUGCUGAAAUUGUUCUUUUAGUUAUCAGCAGUUUGUAUGUUAGUAGGUGUUGAGAUGGGCCCUGCUUGCCAAGAAUAGGCCCAAAAAAAGUUGUGGACCGUCCAAGCCUACAAGAUUUGGAAGUAUAAAUAUUGUAACGUGAGUGUUAAUAACCAUAUUAUUACAAUCACACUCGAGUUAUUA